GGGAAUGAUCUAGGCACCUUGGUAGCUGGAACGUUAAAUCUGUGGCUCUCGGGAUUUAAAAGAUGCUGCUCAGGUGGUUGUAGCACAGGGUGGAGAAAGAUUCGGUUCUCGGCACGAAAGUCCUUGUUUGGUCAAUAUGGAGCAUUUCUACCGAAAAAUCUCGGGUCCCAGCGAUGCUGCAGGUUGCAGAGGGCUCACUGCAGCCAGUUUCCCAGGCCAUCGAUGGAGGGUGGAUUCAGCCCGUGGAGCGAGACCGGCUCGCCUGUGCUGACUCCGGCGGAGUCGGACUGACACCUGAUCCAUAAUUGUCACACCAAACACUGGGAAGCAGCGUGCUUGGCACCAGGCACUGCAAUGAAAUGUGAAAGAAAUGGAGUUACAGUUUAGAUCUCUGCACGUCUUUGGAAGAUCUCAGGAAAAGAAAGGGAAUGAUUUUAACCAACUCCAACCUCAGACAAGGGUGAAAAUCUUCAACUACUGCAUUCAAUACUGCUGUGAGUCUUUUGUAUCUCUCCAAGCUGGAAUGUUUGCUGCUUUCCCUACAGGGUUAUAAGCUUUGAUAUUCAGAAGACCAAAACUGAAAGAUGCCAUCUGAGAGGUGCCUGAGUGUUCAGGAAAUGCUGACAGGUCAGAGGCUUUGUCAGUCCAGCUCCCAUAAUGAUGCUGUCCUGGCAGCCCUGAACCAACAGAGAAGCGAUGGCAUACUUUGUGAUAUUACACUUAUUGCUGAAGAGCAGAAAUUUCAUGCACACAAAGCGGUCCUGGCAGCCUGCAGUGACUACUUCCGAGCAAUGUUUAGUCUCUGCAUGGUUGAAAGUGAAGCUGAUGAGGUGAAUUUACAUGGUGUCACAAGCCUCGGUUUAAAACAAGCCCUGGACUUUGCAUAUACUGGACAGAUCCUCUUGGAACCAGGAGUGAUACAGGAUGUCCUGGCAGCUGGGAGUCAUUUACAGCUCCUGGAGCUUCUCAGUUUAUGUUCUCACUAUCUCAUUGAGGAAUUAAAUAGUUUUAAUUACUUGGACCUGUAUAAGCUUGCGGACCUCUUCAACCUCACUUUGUUGGAGAAUGCAGUCAUUGGCUUCCUAGUAAAACAUCUCUCUGAGCUGCUGAAGAGUCAUCCUGAAGAAGUUCUGGCACUCCCAUACUGUCUUCUUCGAGAGGUUUUUAAAAGUGAUAGACUCACUUCACUCAGUGAAGAGCAGAUCUGGCAGCUGGCUGUAAGGUGGCUGGAACACAACUGCCGCUACCAGUACCUGGAUGAACUUCUCCAGUACGUCCGCUUUGGCCUUAUGGAUGUGGAUACACUGCAUACUGUAGCUCUUACUCAUCCGCUUGUCCAAGCAAGUGAAACUGCAACAGCACUCAUUAAUGAGGCCUUGGCGUACCACCAGAGCGUCUAUGCACAGCCAGUUUGGCAAACCGCAAGGACAAAACCCCGCUUCCAGUCAGACACCCUCUACAUUAUUGGUGGGAAAAAACGUGAAGUCUGUAAAGUGAAGGAAUUGCGAUACUUCAAUCCGGUAGAUCAGGAGAACGUUCAUAUCGCAGGGAUUGCUAACUGGAGCGAGCUAGCACCUAUGCCUGUAGGGAGAAGCCACCACUGUGUUGCCGUCAUGGGAGACUUUCUUUUUGUAGCUGGUGGAGAGGCAGAGCACUCCACGGGGCGCACGUGUGCGGUGAGAACAGUCUGUCGGUACGACCCUCGCACUAACUCUUGGGCUGAGAUAGCUCCGAUGAAGAACUGUCGGGAACACUUUGUGCUGGGAGCCGUGGAUGAGUACCUGUAUGCCGUAGGGGGCAGAAAUGAAUUGCGUCAAGUGUUACCUACAGUGGAACGCUACUGCCCCAAGAAGAACAAGUGGACCUUUGUACAGUCCUUUGAUCGGUCGCUCUCAUGCCAUGCGGGAUAUGUGGUGGAUGGUCUUCUUUGGAUAUCAGGAGGAGUAACAAAUACUGCACAGUAUCAAAACAGGCUCAUGGUCUAUGAUCCUAAGCAGAAUAAGUGGUUAAGCCGUAGCCCAAUGUUGCAGAGGAGAGUGUAUCACUCCAUGGCAGCUGUCCAAAGGAAACUUUAUGUGUUAGGUGGGAAUGAUCUCGACUACAACAAUGAUCGGAUCCUGGUCCGGCACAUAGACUCCUACAGCAUAGAUGCUGACCAGUGGACACGUUGCAACUUCAACAUGUUGACAGGUCAAAAUGAGUCUGGAGUUGCAGUCCACAACGGUAGAAUAUAUUUAGUUGGUGGCUAUUCGAUUUGGACAAAUGAGCCUUUGGCAUGUAUCCAGGUGCUGGAUGUUAGCAAGGAGGGGAAGGAAGAGGUUUUCUAUGGGCCUACGCUCCCCUUCGCUUCCAAUGGAAUAGCUGCAUGCUUUCUCCCAGCUCCGUAUUUCACAUGCCCCAACCUUCAGACUUUGCAAGUGCCUCACCACAGGAUUGGCACAAUGUGAGACACUCCUUGUGCUUCACAGAAUCAGUAGUGGAGGGGGAAAACAUCAAUCCUUGCAUAUAGAAGGGUUUCUCUGGGUCGGUGAGAAGAAUCAACCCACACGGACUGCUGCUUUACCAUCACACAUUUGUCUUAAGGUCAGAUCACAACAAGCAGGAAGGACGCUACAAAAACUGUCUGCAGUUUCUCUCCUCUGCCUCAGAUGUAGAAGCACGUACAUGAGAGUGUUUGGCAUUUUUGCUGGUGACUACUUGCUAUAUGUCUACUUCAUUUCCUUAUGCAACUUUGUAAGGCAUUGUGGAUGCUCUCAGCUCAUCCUGGGCUGCUUUUUUUGGGGGUCUUUAUGUUCAGUUGUUCACCAAUGGCGCUUUCGAAGAUGAUAGAAAGCUCUGUUUAUGUUGAUAAAGAUGAUAUCAUACUCUGGUAAUUAUGCAACUUACUCGAUACCUUUGGCAAAAAGAAUAACAAAUGUGUUGACUUCCAAUCCUGAACUCUGUCAUUUACAGUUUCUCAUUUAAUAAUUUCAUUUUAAAUUUAAAUACUUCAAAACAGAUUAAAACAAAGCUAAAAAGCAAACAAGCCCUGUAGGAUAUGGGGAACAGAUAAAAAUUGUCUCAGCUGAAAGAGAAAGAAACUGAAGCCUCAUGGUUAAACUAAAGUCUGAACUGAAUUUGUUUGUCUGAGAAUCUAAAUACCGUUUGGGAUGUCAUUUACCAAGGUCUACUAUCAAAUAAAUGUUAUCUUCUGUCAUAUGA
Molecule: messenger RNA, 3201 nt
Organism: Myiozetetes cayanensis
Lineage: Eukaryota; Metazoa; Chordata; Aves; Passeriformes; Tyrannidae
Gene: KLHL32
Product: kelch like family member 32
Exons: 12
Coding region: 585-2447 (620 amino acids)
Molecular function (GO): protein binding
Source: RefSeq, a predicted model, not a curated record